AUGUCGCCCCUCGAGAAUGUUCCUCCCGAGAUAUUUGAUGUCAUCCUAGCAGGACUUAACUUAGAGAGUGAUAUUUAUCACCUUUUGUUAACCUGCAAGGAGAUGCACAACGCAUGCAUCGAAUGGCUGUACAGAGUCAACGCAGCGAACGUUAUCGACCACCGCUCAAACCAACCUUAUGAUCAACCACGCUGGUCAGCCCUAGACUGGGCUCUCGAGAACGGGAUGGAAACAAUCGCCCUGCGGGUGAUUAACAUGACGCCUGAGGUCUGCGAUAUAAACCAUGCUGGCAAGGCUAUAAAAAUGAAAGACCCCGUUAUUGCAGAUCGUCUCUUGGGCCUUCCUCACCUGCAACUACAGUUGCGAGAUCCGGCGUUGAGACACACGGUUGACAAGUUUACAUGUGAUGCCAUUGUGCACGGGCAUAUAACUUGUCUCAAUACACUCGAAAGGCCGGCGCCUUUCGACCUCGAAAAAAAGGAAUACUUGUCUAAUUACGUCGAACCUUCGCUCGCGCUUGCAUAUUCGCUGCGGCAGGAUUGA
Clonostachys byssicola is the source of this 543-nucleotide messenger RNA. Lineage: Eukaryota; Fungi; Ascomycota; Sordariomycetes; Hypocreales; Bionectriaceae. The record is from the annotation of a GenBank genome assembly.